AUGCUCUGCACGAGUGUUGGACGCCAACUGAUCUCGCUUCCUCGUGUCGCUCAGUCAACUCGCGCGAGGCUAGUGGACGGUCUUGCUCCCUUGCCCCGAUGCCCAUGCCCGCCUGACACCCCCUCCCUCAACCCCCCAAAGCCUGUCCCGACGGCUUUUCUGAGAGGGCGCCUUGCUCGUAAACCGUCGGGGCUUCUGCUUCUCGGCGCUCCGAAACCAAAAUCGAGAAGUCGUCCCUCUCACCAGACGCCAUUUUCAGAAAGGGUUAACCCCGAGCUCAAUGACCCGCGUUGUAUUUGGGUUUUGCGAAUGAAAGGAAACUGCGACUCCGAGAAACGUGUUACGGAGAGCGGCAAGAGACUGGCUGAGCUGGAAGGCGUCGAGAGCGAAGUGGUCAUCACACGUUUCUUCGGCAUCUUCUUCUUGUUCUACCAGACGACGCAGGUGUGGGGCAACGUCAUCUCCUCCACAGUCCUAUCAGUAGGAGUUGAAAAGAACAAGACAGCCGAGGAUCUCCUCACCUGCGGCUACAACUUCUGCCUCGACCAACGGCACGAGGACUCCCCCAGCAACACCACCGCCAGCACAGACAGACGCGAAGACGGUCCUUCUCUUUGGAAGAUCUACACCAUGGCUUCCAUCUACCUCGGUUGUUCUCUCCUCGCCGCCGCCGUUGCCGUCUUCUUUGUGGAUCCUCUGAGCAGAGUUGUGAAGGAAUCCCCAGACAGCCAGGAAAAGAAUGGCCUUGCCCUCGUUGCCGCCACGUUUAACCAACUGCGCCAUCCCUACCAGUUGCUGAUCAUUCCCCUGACAAUAUGGUCGGGGGUGGAGCAGGCUUUCCUCGGAGCAGAUUAUACGGCGGCAUUCGUAUCCUGUGGUCUCGGCGUACACAUGGUCGGUUACAUCAUCAUUUGUUACGGUGUGUGUGACGCCAUUUGCUCCGCUGGAUUCAGCCCCAUCGUCCGGAAGUACGGCCGUGUCCCCGUCUUCAGCCUCGGUUUCCUCAUUAACCUGGGGCUGAACAUCACUUUGACGUACUGGAUGCCGAAACCCGAUGAUUUGGUCGUCUUCUUCGUCAUAUCUGGUCUCUGGGGCGUCGCUGAUGCAGUAUGGCAGACGCAGAUAAACACUCUCUACGGCGUGAUCUUCCCCGGCGAGUCCGAGGCCGCCUUCAGCAACUACCGCCUGUGGGAGUCGACGGGCUUUAUCAUCGCCUACGCCUGCAGCACCGUCCUCUGCGUCAGCUCGAAGAUCGUGGUCCUCAACGUGUUCCUCCUGCUGGGGAUCGCGGGGUACUACGUCAUCGAGAUCCUGGAAAAGCGGGGAGGACUCGAGAAGGACAGUGACGGGAAGGUGGUGGUUCUCGACCGGCUGUUCCUGCGAGCGCUGAAGAAGGGGAGGGCUGCGUACUCCGUGCUGAAAGCUUUCCAGUACGACGUUCAUGUGUAUAAAUCAAUUAUGCAGAAUCUGAGUCUAAGGAUCCAAGAAAAUUUCCUGCGGCGUAAAGAAGGUACUCUUAAUCUUCCUAAGAACCCCCUCCCCACCCCACCCUACGCUACCCCAACCCUCAAGAGUUGUGUGGUUCAUACGCUCUUGAUGAUGAUGCAAAACUGGAUGCUUCCUAAGGUCGAGCGAUCAACGAACAACUUCCUACGUGGAAUAAUGUAUUAUGAGAGACCACCAUGGCCUGAACGCAGCAUGGCCAAAGUAAACACAGCAUGGUCUAAACGAAACAUGGCCUAA
This is a messenger RNA of Penaeus indicus, 1743 nucleotides long. RefSeq names its product protein unc-93 homolog A-like. The transcript is spliced from 11 exons. Gene Ontology annotation, biological process: regulation of potassium ion transport; regulation of muscle contraction. Gene Ontology annotation, molecular function: potassium channel regulator activity. Gene Ontology annotation, cellular component: striated muscle dense body; plasma membrane. Lineage: Eukaryota; Metazoa; Arthropoda; Malacostraca; Decapoda; Penaeidae. Bases 1 to 1743 code for a protein of 580 amino acids. The record is from RefSeq and is a predicted model, not a curated record.